AUGGAUGGAAUAUCGGCUGCAGCUAGCGUUAUCGCGGUCAUCCAACUGACAGGGAGUAUCGUGAAAAUUUGUGGGGGUUAUAUUAAGGAGGUGAAGGAUGCUCCAAAGGACGUUGUUUCCUUGCAAAAGGAGGUUGAAGAUCUGAGAGAAAUUCUUGAGAAGCUCUCAGGCCUCAUCCAUGGCACCCACGGCACGAAGCUGUCAACCUCCCGGGCGUUGGUCGAUGGGACCAUUAAUUGCCUUGCGCUCCUCCAAGACUUAGAAGGGAAGAUCGAUCCCGGGAGAGGGAAAAAAGCGAUGAGCAAAGUCGGGCUUCGGGCCUUGAAGUGGCCCCUAAAACGUACCGAAGUGGAGAGAAUAAUGAAGGAUAUCGACAGAUACAAAACAACAUUCAGUCUAUCCCUGCAGAUUGAUCAGGCGACAACUUUUAAUGAUAUAACUCAGACUGCCGACCGUAUCGAGCGAAAUCUGCAUUUAGACCAGUUGCCAAUCGCGCUUGGGGCUGAGCUUGACUCGUAUAUGGAUCAACAUGAAGAUGAAUGCCUCCCAGGGACUAGAACCGAGCUCCGUCGCCAAAUUGCUGCAUGGGCUGUGUCACCACAAGGGAAAUGCAUAUUUUGGUUGAAUGGUAUGGCGGGAACGGGGAAAUCGACCAUCUCCCGAACCGUGGCAAAAUCGUUAAAACAGGCGAAGGUACUAGGAGCGAGCUUCUUCUUCAAGAGGGGAGAAGGUGACCGUGGAAAUGCUGCGAAGCUUUUUCCGACUAUCGCAAGACAACUUGUGGUUAGCCUCCCUCAACUCAUCCCAGGUAUUCAAAAAGCCAUCAAUGAUGACCCCAGCCUUGGAACAAGGUCGCUAAAGGAGCAGUUUGACAAAUUGCUUCUCCAACCACUGCUCAGCUUGGAACACUCCACUGAGCAGAUCCCAACCACGGUGAUAGUGCUCGAUGCCUUGGACGAAUGUGAAGGGGAUAAUGACAUACGUGUCAUACUCCAAGUACUACCUCGGCUCCGGGAGCUGAGCGCCGUGCAUCUCCGCAUUUUUUUGACAAGUCGACCUGAUUUGCCAAUCCGACUAGGAUUUUCGGGAAUCGGGCAUCAGGUCUAUCAGGAUCUGGUUCUCCAUGACAUCCCGGAGGCAAUUACAGAACACGAUAUAUCUUUGUUCCUGAACUGGCAGCUUUUACAGAUCAGAAACGAACGCUCACUCCCCGUCGACUGGCCUGGAGACACAGAUACCCAAGCUCUUGUGACAUUAUCUGUUCCGCUAUUUAUCUUCGCUGCGACCGUAUGCCGCGUUUUUGAAGAUCCCCAGUGGGACCCCGUGGAUAGUCUCACCGAGAUUCUCACCCAUCGACGUGAGGGAUCUCAACUGAACGGGACAUAUCUUCCUGUGCUGAAUCGGAUUAUCAACAACCAGGAUGGGAAACGAAGAAUGCAGCUGAUUCAAGAAUUUCGGGAGGUAGUGGGUUCAAUCGUGAUGCUUGAGAGCCCACUCUCGAUAACCUCACUUUCGAGGCUUAUUGGUGUCUCUGAGAGAAUGAUCGAGUUGAGACUAAAUUCAUUGCACUCGGUGAUUCGUAUACCCGAAGACAAGACAAAGCCGAUACGGCCUUUUCAUCUAUCAUUUCGAGACUUUCUCCUUGAUCCAGAAACACGCAAGAAGACUGACCUCUGGGUAGACGAGAAGGAGAUACAUCAAAGAUUGGCCAUACAGUGCCUUUCCGUGUGCAACAAUUUGAAACAAAAUAUUUGUGGACUACCAAGUGAUGGGAUUCGGCGUGUGGAAAUUGAUCCCAGCACUAUAAAUCACUGUCUUACCCCAGAACUGCAAUACUCUUGUCGUUACUGGGCAUAUCAUCUGGUGCGAAGCUCUGAUUUGGAUACUGUGAUUCAUCUUGCUCUCUUAUUCCUCCAGCGGCAUUUCCUGCACUGGGUAGAAGCAAUGAGCCUACUAGGUCUUAUGUCAGAGGUUGCUAGGAUUAUUAGUCUUUUGCACAAGUGUGUUCAUAGUGAUACCAAUUCUGCAAUGUCUGAAUUUCUACACGAUGGAAUGCGCUUUGUUCUAAAGAACCACCAGAUAACUGAUCAUGCGCCCCUCCAACUUUAUUGCUCAGGGCUUCUAUUUGCACCCAGAACGGCAAUGAUCCGAAGGCAAUUCGAAGCAGAGCUCCCAGGUUGGAUAUACUUCCCAGAGGGUAAAGAAAGCUGGAGCGCAGAGUUGCAGAGUCUCGAGGGUCAUUGGAACUCGGUUGAGUCAGUGGCUUUCUCGCCCGACGGCCGGCUACUAGCGUCCGGCUCCAACGAUAAGACUAUCCGGCUCUGGGACACAGCGACAGGCGCCCUACAGCAGACUCUUGAGGGCCAUACGAGAGCAGUUCAUUCGGUGGCCUUCUCGCCCGACUGCCGGCUGCUGGCGUCUGGCUCCGGCGAUGCGACCGUGCGGCUCUGGGACAUAGCAACGGGCGGCCUGCAGCAGACCCUCGAGGGCCAUUCGGACUGGGUUUCGUCAGUAGUCUUCUCUCCCGACAGCUCGUCAGUAGUCUUCUCUCCCGACAGCUCGUCAGUAGUCUUCUCUCCCGACAGCUCGUCAGUAGUCUUCUCUCCCGACAGCUCGUCAGUAGUCUUCUCUCCCGACAGCUCGUCAGUAGUCUUCUCUCCCGACAGCUCGUCAGUAGUCUUCUCUCCCGACAGCUCGUCAGUAGUCUUCUCUCCCGACAGCCGGCUACUAGCUUCUAGCUCUGAUGGCACUAUCCGGCUCUGGGACACAGCAACAGGCGGCUUACAACAGACCCUCAAGGGCCAUACGGAGUCGGUUUCGUCGGUGGCCUUCUCGCCCGACGGUCGGCUACUAGCGUCUGGCUCUGAUGACACUGUCCGGCUCUGGGACACAGCGACAGGCGGCUUACAGCAGACCCUCAAGGGCCAUACGGAGUCGGUUUCAUCGGUGGCCUUCUCGCCCGACGGCCGGCUACUAGUGUCUGGCUCCCGAGAUAUGACCGUCCGGCUCUGGGACACAGCGAUGAGCAGCCUACAGCAGACCUUCGAGGGCCAAACGGACUCGGUUGAGUCAGUGGCUUUCUCGCCCGACGGCCAUACGGACUCUGUUUCGUCGGUGGCUUUCUCGCCCGACGGCCGGCUACUAGCGUCCGGCUCCCACGAUGACACUGUCCAGCUCUGGGACACAGCGACGGGCGGCCUACAACUGACUCUUAAGGGCCAUUCGGACUGGGUUUGGUCAGUAGUCUUCUCGCCUGAUGGCCGGCUGCUAGCGUCCGGCUCCCACGAUGCCACUAUCCGGCUAUGGGAUACGGCGAUAGGCGCCCUACAACAGACUCUUGAGGGCCAUACGAGAGCAGUUCAUUCGGUGGCCUUCUCGCCCGACGGCCAGCUACUAGCGUCUAGCUCCUAUAAUAACACUAUCCGGCUCUGGAACACGGAAACGGGCGGCCUACAGCAGAGCCUCAAGGGCCAUACGAGCUCGGUUUUGUCGGUGGCCUUCUCUCCCAACGGCCGACUACUAGCGUCCGGCUCCCUUGAUGAUACCACUGUCCGGCUCUGGGACACAGCGACAGGCGACCUACAACAAACCCUCAAGGGCCAUACGGAGUCGGUUUUGUCGGUGGCCUUCUCGCCCGACAGCCGGCUGCUGGCGUCUAGCUCCAGCGAUGCGACCGUGCGGCUCUGGGACAUAGCGACGGGCGGCCUGCAGCAGACCCUCGAGGGCCAUUCGGACUGGGUUUGGUCGGUGGCCUUCUCGCCCGACGGCAGGCUACUAGCAUCCGGCUCCGACGAUGAGACAGUGCGGCUCUGGGACACGGCGACGGGAGCAAUGCAAGAGACGUUGAACCCUAAGGGAACUGUCCAGAAACUCAAAUUUUCUCGAGAUGAUCCAAAAGAUUCUACACAUCGCAAUGGUAAGUUACAGCGAGAAAAAGAGUACACAUCAUACGACACUAAGCACUACUCGGUUAUCAGCAAGAUCAGGCCUCAGGAUGAGAUGAUGCGUGUUCUGAAGGAGGCUGCCGGGGAGGAUACUGCUCUGUUAAUGAGCCAACCAAAUGCGGAGGGUACAACUCCGCAGGACUUACUGGAGGAGACCAGAAAUCGGUGGCAGGGAUGGGAUCAACCCAUACCAGGCCUCGGAAGAGGCAGAGGCAGAGGGCGGCCAGUAGAAGCAUACUUACAGUUCAAGAAGAAUAUCUCAUAA
Molecule: messenger RNA, 4209 nt
Organism: Penicillium cinerascens
Lineage: Eukaryota; Fungi; Ascomycota; Eurotiomycetes; Eurotiales; Aspergillaceae
Product: NACHT and WD40 domain protein
Exons: 4
Coding region: 1-4209 (1402 amino acids)
Biological process (GO): negative regulation of transcription by RNA polymerase II
Cellular component (GO): nucleus; transcription repressor complex
Molecular function (GO): protein binding
Source: RefSeq, a predicted model, not a curated record